Molecule: messenger RNA, 1611 nt
Organism: Penicillium egyptiacum
Lineage: Eukaryota; Fungi; Ascomycota; Eurotiomycetes; Eurotiales; Aspergillaceae
Source: the annotation of a GenBank genome assembly
AUGCAUACAGCCCACAAUUAUCGGCAUUCUCGACGGUCUGCUUGCGAUCGUUGUCGCGGGCAAAAGUUGCGUUGCGAGCGCGACCAUUUGAAUGGCAUGUCUUGUGAGCGAUGCCUUAAGGCCCAAGAAAUAUGUAUCACCAGUAUGAACCAGCCUGCACCGGUCAUAUUACCCUCAAACCAUGGUCAGAAUCUAGCCCGAGAAGACCGCGAGAGCCAAAGAUUCAAUCGACGACAUGAAUCGAUGUCUGUCCUUCACAAAUCAUCCGCUCCCAGAGUAAAGAAGUUGUUGCAUUCUCCCUCUCCAAUCCCAGGGAGACACAACAUGCAAGAACACCACUACUGGGGAGGAGUCGGGUCAAUGCCAGCUUUUUCUGGAGGCAGCUUUCCUUCAUCCUCGGACGGGUUUAAUAUGCCCCUAGACUUUGGAUACACCAUACCUCCUGUUGAGCAAUGGAGUAAUCCUCAUUCAAAUUGGUCAACCGAUGCUUAUAACCUACCUCCCGAUUGGGUGUCGUCAAAUCAACUAUAUCCUUGCGGGCCAAAUUCUUGUUUUCCCUCUAUUUUCACCAGUGACACUCCACCAGGUGCCAUGCAAGCUACUGAAAUGGCAUUUUCCGACCCCGUUCAAAAUAAGCAUUUCAACUAUGGCGAGAACGAGUUGCCCUCUGCAAUAAAAGACCUUCCAGAUCCUUCGUGGGUGAAUCACCCAGACCUUGCAACUAUAAACAAGCCUCCCCUAGCGACAACAAGCCAAGAGGCUCUCUCCUCUCUUCAAGACAUUCGCAAGAGUCUCUUAAGAUUGAGGAUGGGACUCUUAGAGGAUUUGGAGCUAUUUGAGACUGGAUCGAUGCUCCUAGAAUCUUCAUCCCUUUUCUACGAAAAUUCUAAUUUGUCAAUUGAAACGCUUGACCUGCCGAUAUACCGUCUCCUUAAUCACUCCUCUUGCCUUUUGGCAAUUGUUCGAUCUUCGCGUGGCGCGACGGAAGAGAGCUUGGAUGUUACAUUUGCGUCACAACGAUUUGAAUCGGAGAGCAGCGGAUACGAAAACUCUUUGUCUAUCCUUCCAGACGCUGGCAAUGGCUUGGAUGAAGAUGGUAACACAGUAUCCCCACACGAUUCUGGAUAUCAUACCACGACGACAUCUCCGGAUCGAACGACGAAUCCCACGAUCCCGAAAUGCGAUAUAGCACUGUGGCUUGGCAUAUUGGAGGCACAUUGCUCACUUGUCCGAAUAUAUCGUGCUGUUUUCAUGCGGUUGUACCAACUGUUUCUCAUCAUACCUCCAACUGAUGCAGCCACGAUCCUAUUGUUACCGAAGGUGCGAUUCGGGCAGUUUCAUUUGGAUGGAAAUCUCAUUACCCAAGUGCACUCAUUGGUUGAUUUCAGCUCUACAAUGAUGGGUAAGCUUGACCGAGCCCUUAAAUUGCGGUCAGGCCCAGCCCAACCCCAAGAAGAUCAAGAGUUCGAUCCAUCCGACCCAGUCCAGGAAGAUUGGUCAAGUUCAAUCCGUGACAUUGUCCUAGCACAAGAACAAGACCCUUGCGAAAUGCCCUUGAUGGAAAUAAUGGAGUGCUUGCGGCAACUUGUUAAAGACCCAGUGAUUAUUUAA